CCAGGGAGUUUCCUGAAAGAGGUGCUGGGGCAGAGAUCUGGGAGAAGGAAGUGUUUUCAUGGCUUGUGUUAAGCCAUAGGUGGAAGUCCUCUGAAGUGACCAUCUAUAAUCUUAAACUCUGUGUUCACUUCUCCUUUACAAUCUGGGGGUGGGGGUGGGGCGCCUAUUGUUAUCCUCUUUUGUCAGGAACGGGCACAGAUGGCCAGAUGUAAAAGGCUUGUGGGUCUGAUUUAUUAGGGCUCCUGCCCUUAGAGCUUUGCCUGCCCACACCCGACUGGGUGGAGUGCCCGUUCCUGUGGAACUGGAAGAUGAUGUUGCCAGUGACUUCUGGGGUGACUCCUUACCCAACUCAUUUUGGAAGGCUCUUCCAGGCGGGGAAACCGAGGCUAGGUGGGGGCGGGGCCGUGCUUGAGCCAAUGGGCGCGCGCCCCGCCCUCAGCCAGCCUGGGCGGCCUGGUAACCGCAACCCGCAGCCUCGCAAGCCUCUGAGCCAUGGCGUGCGCCGGGCUGCUCACUGUGUGCCUGCUCGGGCCACCUGCGCCCCAGCCGCCGCGACACUCUGCGCCUGCCGCGGGACACGCGCUUUUCCAGGACGCCCGAGGAGGCAUGUUCCAGGUCAGGAGGCACACAGAGAUGUGAAUGGAGUGUCUUCACUCCAAGCUUCGCUCUCCUGCCCCAUUCCCACUGUUUUCCGAAGAGCAGACAAGAAUGACGAUGGUAAGCUCUCCUUUGAAGAAUUCCAGAAUUACUUUGCUGAUGGGGUUCUCAGCUCUGCGGAGCUGCGGGAACUGUUCAGCGGCAUCGAUGAACAUCUCCCUGACAAUUUAGAAACAGAGAAACUGUGUGACUACUUCUCCACACACCUGGGUGUCUACCGGCCUGUGCUAGCUGCGCUGGAGUCUCUGAACAGAGCAGUGCUCACUGCCAUGGAUGCUACAAAGCUGGAGUAUGAACAGGCCUCCAAGGUGGACCAGUUUGUCACACGGUUCCUGCUGCGGGAGACUGUGAAUCAGCUCCAAGCCCUACAGACCUCCCUCGAGGGAGCAUCAGACACCCUGGAGGCCCAGGCCCGUGGUCAGCGGUUGGAUGAAGAAAAGAUCAAAGAACAGAGUAGGUCCUGUGGCAGCCGGAGGGCAGGACGCAGAGCCCUUAGGAGCAUCAGUUGGUCACCAUCCUGGUCUCCUAGAUCCUCUGAUACAGGGAGGAGUUCAGAGGCUGAGCUGCAGUGGCGGCUGCAGGUCAACCGCCUCCAGGAGCUCAUAGACCAACUUGAGUGCAAGGUACCCCGGCUGGAACCCAUGCAUGAAGAGGACUUUACCAAGGGUCUUGACUCGCACAUCCUUGUGGCGCAGAGGCAAGUACAGGUGGCAGAGGAUGCCCUGCAGGAUUUUCAUCGUGCUCUGUGCUGCUACAUGAACUUCACAGGGGCCCAAAGCCAUUGUCUGCAUGUAUCUGCCCAGAAGAUGCUAGACAAUGCUGCUUUCACCCUGUAUGAGUUCUGGCGGGACGAAGCCUCCUGGAGACGGCACCAGCAGUCACCCUGCAGCAAGGCCUUCCAGCGCACCCUCAUCGAUCACCUGCAGGCGCCGGACAAGCUCACCACUGUGUUCUUCCCAGCCUCCUGGUGGAUUAUGAAUAAUAACUGAGUUGGCUCUGCUUAAGCUGUGACUGCAGCCCUGCCUACCGCUCUGGAGCACUCUGCACUGGUCGGCUCUACACUUUAAUCAAGGAACCUGCCUGUUCCCAGGCUAAAGGCCUGGUCACCUGUUAGAGGGUCUCUCAGACCAGGGAUCAGGAGCUAGGCCUUUUACUUGCUUUAUUUAUUUUACUGUUUGUAGCUUCUAAACACCUGGGCUUCUGCCUGGUUCAGGAACUUCAGAUUCUGGACCCCCUUUCCUCUAAGUUGCUGUGUGACCCAGGCAGAUCCCUUACCUCUCUGGCUGCCUAGGGGAGUCCUGCUUUCUACUUGCUGCUUUGGGGUUAAGUUUUUGUUCUUCCUCAACAGUGGCAGAACCAGGGCUGAUGCUCAGGGACCCCCACCCACAAACCCUGGAACCUUGACCCUUGAGGCUAGGCCAACUUAGUCUAUUGUAUAGAGACCUGGGUGUCUAAUACCCUGGGGUCAGCUCUAAAAUUUCUAGCAUCAGUGGUUGUACCAGAGACCUCUAGAAGAUCCUGGGUUGAUUUGCAUGUCAUUUGCAUAUCAUUUGCAUGCUCUCACCCCACCUAUUCUCAGGGCACUAUGGGAAGCCCCAAGAUGACCUUGCAGAGUAGCAAUAAUUUGGGCCUAGAGUUGCCUGCUGCCCCCCCAGAGAUCUCUGAACCCCAGUCUGGGAAUUGGCACACAGAGGCAAUAAAGUUGGUAGUCACC
Molecule: messenger RNA, 2371 nt
Organism: Apodemus sylvaticus (European woodmouse)
Lineage: Eukaryota; Metazoa; Chordata; Mammalia; Rodentia; Muridae
Gene: Necab3
Product: N-terminal EF-hand calcium binding protein 3
Exons: 14
Coding region: 309-1646 (445 amino acids)
Biological process (GO): regulation of amyloid precursor protein biosynthetic process
Cellular component (GO): Golgi cis cisterna; endoplasmic reticulum; cytoplasm
Molecular function (GO): calcium ion binding
Source: RefSeq, a predicted model, not a curated record